Messenger RNA from Bradysia coprophila, 5100 nucleotides. RefSeq lists its product as uncharacterized. Gene Ontology annotation, molecular function: nucleic acid binding. Gene Ontology annotation, biological process: DNA integration. Lineage: Eukaryota; Metazoa; Arthropoda; Insecta; Diptera; Sciaridae. The record is from RefSeq and is a predicted model, not a curated record.
AUGUACCAAGAGCAUAUUGGACCUAUGAAUGAACAGAUACUCAACUUUAUAUUGGACGACAAGACAGCAACUGAUGAAGAAUAUGAUCAAGAAGUACAGAUAAUAGAUGAGUACACAGAGAAAAUACUCACAGCAACACUGAAAAUCGAAAUGGUAUUCAAUAGAGAUAUGAGGGAAAUUCGGUCCAACGUUACUGAGGACGAUUUUCAUUCAACGACUGUUUGUCAGAAGAAACGAUACAAAUUACCGAAAAUAGAGCUGAAGAAGUUUUCGGGUAACAUCAUUGAUUGGCUCAGUUGGUGGGCAUUGUUCGAAAAAAUCCAUGAGGAUAAUGAAUUAAGUGCAGCUGAUAAAUUUCACUAUUUAUUACAAUCUAUCGACGAAAAAAGCCAUGCGUAUGAUAUGGUAAAUGGUUUCCCAGCAAGUGCAGAUAAUUAUCCAAAGGCAAUAGCAGCAUUAAAAGAAAGGUUUGGAAACAAAAAGAUUCUAACACAAGUAUAUAUCAGGGAGCUGUUUCAAUUAGGGAUAAAGAAUAUUCAAGAGAAACCAGUAAUUUCCACAAUAUACGAUAAGUUGGUGGGACACGUUCGAUCACUGGAAUCAUUAGGAAUAACAGUAGAGCAAGCCACAUUAUUCCUUUUCCCAAUGGUGGAAGCAAGUCUACCUGAAGAAGCUUUAAUUGCAUGGCAACGAAGUACAUUGUACGAAACAGAUGGCUCGGCACAAAACCCCCCGAAAGGAAAGUUGGAUUUCUUGCUAGAGUUCCUAAAUCAAGAGGUCGAACGCGAAUAUCAACGGAGUUUAAUGCGAACAGGGUUCCUCGACGAAAAGGAAAAAACAAAGAAAAAGGAAACUUCAUUUGCUACAGCUGCUGGUUUACACACGCAAUCAAGUACAAAGCCAAUUUGUGUCUUUUGCAACAAGCAGCAUGCAUCUCAAGAUUGUUAUUCAAUACAAUCAAAAUCAAUAGACGAAAAAUGGGAAAUCAUAAAACAGAAUAAAAUCUGCAGCAAGUGUCUGAAAACCGAUCACUGGUUUAGAAAUUGUCCGACAAGAAGUGGGUGUGAAAUAUGUCACAGACCUCACCACAAACUUUUAUGCCGACAAGAAUCAGAAAUUAUGAAGUCAAAUUCCGGAUCAAACAAUAUUACAAACACGGUAGUGAUAUUAAAAACAAUUUUGGUCUCUGUGAAUUCUCAAAAUGGCCCAAUUACUGUACGAGCACUUUUCGACGAUGGUAGCCAUAGAAGUUAUAUCACCACGAGUUUGGCGAAACGAGUAAAAGGAAAAGAAAUUGGAAAAUUCUUCGAAAGAAACACUCUGUUCGGUGGUAUUUUGAGUGACAUUGAAGAACGCACCAUUUAUGAAGUAUCGUUGGGACCAAUAAACAAGAAACAUGUCUAUAAGAUGGAACUUUCGGACAAAGAAAAAAUUACCGGAGAAAUUCAGAAACUUCCGGAUGGAUUUUGGUUAGAAGAAUUAAAACUUUUGGGAAUUGUCAUUAAUGAUUGUCAAUCAGAUAACGAAGAACCAGACAUUUUGAUAGGUGCUGAUCUGAUGAACAAACUGACCACUGAACGAAACAUCUUGCUAAAAAGUGGACUAAAAGCGGUCGAAACAGUUUUCGGUUGGACAAUAAUGGGUCCUCUUCCUCAAGUAAACCAAUUAUGUACAUCAUUGGCUAUGUCGAUAACCACGAGACAAAUUGAUGAAACAACAGAGAAGCAACUAUGGGAAUUGGAAACAAUCGGAAUUAAAGAUCCUGUGGAAGUAAAGUCAAUGGAAGUAAGAGAUCAAGAAGUUAAAGAAUGUUUCUUAAAAACUGUAUCACAGAAGUCAAACGGGAGAUAUCAGGUAUCAUUACCAUGGGUGAAUGGAAAGCAAGAUAUUCCGAACAAUUACGACAUUGCAUUAAAGAGAUUACAGAAUUCAACGAAAAAACUGAAACAAACUGGGAUGUUCCUUACUUAUAAUCAGUUAUUCGAACAAUGGGAAAAAGAAGAUUUUAUUGAGCGUGUCGAAAUAGAAAAUCCAAUGGUCAAAACUGGCGGUCACUUUAUACCUCAUCAUGCAGUAUACAAGGACAGCAAAACAACACCCGUAAGGCCUGUGUUCGAUGCCUCAUGCAAAUCAGGAAGACAUCCAUCACUUAAUGAAUGUCUCGAGAAAGGACCAAAUCUCAUCGAAUUUUUAUCUACGACAAUCAUCCGUUUUAGAGAAUAUAGAAUUGGUAUUCUUGCGGAUAUCCGAAAGGCAUUUCAAAUGAUAGAAGUUCAUGAAGAUGACCAAAAUUAUCUAUUGUUCUUAUGGUGGGAGGAUGACUCAUGUAAACGAAUAGUUGUCUUCAAACACAAACGAGUUGUCUUUGGUCUAAAGAGCAGUCCAUUUAUCCUUGCAGCAGUAAUUGAGAAACAUUUGAAUAGUGUACAACCGCAAGAUAGAGAAUUGUCAACGAAACUGAAGAAAUCAUUGUAUGUAGACAAUACGGUAACAUCGGUAGACUCAUGGGAAGAAUAUAUGGAAUUCAAAUCAAAAUCAAUCGAAUUGAUGACUAAUGCACAAAUGGAUUUACGUCAAUGGGAACAUACGUGGAUUCCAGAAAUGGACAAAACCAGUGACAACACCGAAGAAAUGAUUUCGACAGUUUUGGGUUUAAAGUGGUGUAAGAAAUCUGACACACUUUCAUGUUCAUCAUUACCGACUAUACCAGAGAAAUUUACAAAACGAACUUUACUAGCAACAAUAAACAAAAUUUAUGAUCCCAUGGGCACGCUGUCACCUGCAUUAAUAUUGCCAAAACUAUUGUACCAAUCAACCUGGAAAAACAAGCUGACAUGGGAUGAAGAUUUACCGAAAGAAUUAAAAGAACAAUUCGAAAAAUGGGUUGCAGAAACGCAUUACUUAGAGCAAAUCAAAAUUCCACGGUGCAUGAAAGGAAACACGUAUACAAACGAAUCAAAAGAACAACUGCACAUAUUCUGUGAUGCAAGUCAAUUAGCAUACGCGGCUGCGGUAUUUCUGAGAUCAGAAAACACUGAGGGCAUUUCCAUUCAACUGAUUCAAUCAAAAGCAAGAGUGACACCAAUUGACAAAGUUACAAUUCAAAGAUUGGAAUUAAUCGGUUCUAACAUCGGAGCAAGACUAGGAAAUUCGGUUUUAAAGGCUUUGGACAAGAACAUUCAAUGUUUUUAUUGGAGCGACUCAACAACGGUACUUGCAUGGAUCAAACGUAAUGAUGAGUGGGGCACUUUCGUUGGGAAUAGAGUACGUGAAAUGCUGAAGCUAACCGAAGUAUCUCAAUGGAAUUAUGUACCAGGAAAAAUAAAUCCAGCAGACUUACCGUCAAGAGGUUGUAGUCAAAAACAAUUACUGGAAUCCAAAUGGUGGGAGGGUCCUUCAUGGUUGAAGCAACCACCCGAAUACUGGCCAAAGCAGAUAUAUCAAAUCGAUGAAGAAAAGGUUAAUGCUGAACGGAAAAAAGUGAUAACAGAAAACACAGUUUUGAAGAACGUUCCAACUAUAGUUGAUACCCCAUGGUUUGCAGCAAAGAGUUCAUUCAUCGUCAAUCUCCGUAUCAUCGCAUUGUUGAAAAGAUUCAUGCACAAUGCAUUGGCCAAAAUAAAUAAGGUCACAAGGAAAACUGGAUUCUUGUCAAUAGGAGAAAUUAAUGAUGCAGAAAAAACAAUGGUACAGUUAAUACAACGACAGGUAUUUCCACUGAAUGCUGAAAUCAUCGACGGACUUCGGGUAACUCAAGACAAUGGCAUAUACACUGUCGUUACAAAGAUACUGAAUAGGCAAGAUACUGGGAGAUUUAAGAGACCAUGGUUAUUACCAUCUAAUCAUCCCGUCACAACGCAAUUGGUUAUAGAAGAACAUUUACGAUACGGGCAUGCUGGAGUCCAGCUACUAGUAAGCAAACUCAGAGAAAAAUUCUGGAUCAUUCGAAUGAAAAAGACUGUUAAAAGCAUUAUCGGAAAAUGUACGGUGUGCAUUCGGCAUGGAAAAUCUACAGCAUCUGUACCCUACGCACCGUUACCAGAAAACCGGACAAAAGAUGCAAAAGUUUUCGAAAUAUCAGGCAUUGAUUUAGCAGGACCACUAUAUCUUCGUGAUAACUCCAAACAAUGGGUGGUGAUUUUUACAUGUGCCGUGGUAAGAGCAAUCCAUCUGGAACUAGUGGAUCAGAUAAAUACGGAGCAAUUCAUACUGGCUUUGGGAAGAUUCCUCUACAGACGAGGUCGAGUAUUGGUCAUAUACACAGACAAUGGUACGAAUUUCAUUGGAACAGUGAAUUUGUUUGGCAAACUGGAUUGGGAGAAAAUUCAAUAUAAAUUCAAAGCCGAACGCAUCGUUUGGAUAUUCAUUCCGCCAGCAGCCCCUUGGUGGGGUGGUUUCUGGGAAAGAAUGGUUCGUACAAUGAAAGAAUAUUUGCGCAAGAUUUUGGGACACAACAAGUUAACCAAGGUGGAGCUUGACACAACCAUUUGUUUCGUAGAAUCAUUGAUAAAUGCUCGUCCACUCACAUAUAUGUCGGAAGACCCUGAUGACCUGGAGCCAAUAACACCAUCAGCUUUUAUUCAAGAAAUGUCAUCAUCAGAAUACCCAGAAAUUGGAGAAAUCACUGGUAAGAAAAUCCGAGAAAAAUUACGACACAUGAACCAAUUGAAGGAGGAAUUGCGAAGUCGGUUUCGUACAGAAUAUUUGGGCCAGCUAAUGGAAAAAUCAAAAUCCAAAAUCCAUUAUCAAUUCAAAGUAGGAGAAAUGGCAAUUCUUCAAGUAGAUGACAAAAAAAGAAUGGACUGGCCUUUAGUACGUAUAAUCGAAUUAUAUCCUGGGAACGACAAUCAAAUUCGUGUGGCUCGUUUAAAAACAAUCAGCGGUGAUCUAAUCAGACCAUUGAAUCGAUUGAUUCCGAUGGAACUCGAAAAUGACGAACAAAUAUCUAUGACUAAGAUAACAUCAAAGAAAAAGAAAAAAGAAAUACCAGAAGUAGUGUUCGACGAUUCAAAGGAAGAACAUACAAGAAAUAAAGAAAUCAACACAAAAUUUACAAGGUCUGGUCGACAAAUCAAACAACCAAGUCGGCUACAAUACUAA